Messenger RNA from Trichobilharzia szidati, 3846 nucleotides. Lineage: Eukaryota; Metazoa; Platyhelminthes; Trematoda; Strigeidida; Schistosomatidae. The record is from the annotation of a GenBank genome assembly.
CAGCACGAAAAGCCGGCACUUACAAACAUGUCGUUAAGCCAGGUGGAUGAGAAGCAACAUGGUAUCACCGAACCGCCGAGUAAUAGGCUGCAAAUGCCGGCCUUGGUAGACAUUCCAGGUGAAGAGUCUAAAGUUCUUAGCUUCUGGGAGAGUAAUGACACAUUCAGGACAUCCCAGAAGCAGUCACAUGGGAAGCCGCGGUUCACGUUCUAUGACGGCCCACCAUUCGCCACAGGCCUUCCUCACUAUGGCCAUCUGUUAGCAGGAACAAUAAAGGACAUAGUCACUCGUUAUGCACAUCAAAGAGGGCAUCAUGUUGAACGGCGUUUUGGGUGGGACUGCCAUGGAUUACCUGUGGAGUAUGAAGUCGACAAGGAACUUGGCAUUACUGGACCACAUGAUGUAGAGAAAAUGGGAGUAGCCAACUACAAUGAUAAAUGCCGUGCUAUAGUCAUGCGUUACAGUUCCCAAUGGGAGAAAGUCACAAGUCGUCUUGGUCGGUGGAUAGAUUUCCAAAAUGAUUACAGGACAAUGUAUCCGUGGUUCAUGGAAUCAGUUUGGUGGGUCUUCAAACAGCUGUAUGACAAAGGACUGGUAUAUCGUGGUCUCAAAGUUAUGCCAUUUUCCACUGCAUGCUCUACUCCUCUUUCUAAUUUUGAGGCUGGCCAAAAUUACAAAGAUGUUCAAGAUCCAGCUAUUAUUGUUAGUUUCCCGCUUGAUAAUGAUCCUGAAACCUCAAUGAUAGCUUGGACAACAACUCCUUGGACACUUGUUAGCAAUCUUGCUCUUUGUGUCCAUCCAGAGAAAGAAUAUGUCAAGAUUCUGGAUGUAGCAAAGAAUCGAAAAUUCAUGCUAAUGAAAGUUCGUCUGACAUCAUUGUAUAAACAAGAAAGUGACUACAAAAUACUAGAAACGUUUAAAGGUAAAUCCCUGAAAGACCUGACUUAUCAACCGCCGUUUGAUUAUUUCAUACAUCUUAAAAAGGAACGUGGUGCAUUCCGUGUUUUAUGCGAUACUUAUGUAACAGAAGAUGUUGGUACUGGUAUUGUACACCAAGCUCCAUAUUUUGGUGAGGAUGAUUUCCGUGUUUGUCUUACGAACGGAGUUGUCGGCAAAGAUACACCAAUGAUUUGUCCCGUCAAUCCAAAUGGUCGAUUCACUGAGGAAAUUAAAGAUUUCACUGGAAUGUAUGUAAAAGACGCUGAUAAGUCUAUUUGUCAGAAUUUGAAACAACGUGGUCGUCUGGUGAAUCAGAGUACAAUUACUCACAGUUAUCCAUUUUGUUGGAGAUCAGAUACUCCAUUAAUUUAUAAGGCUAUACCAACUUGGUUUAUUCGUGUUGAACAAUUGGUUGACAAGCUAUUGGCUAAUAAUGCCAAGUGUCAAUGGGUGCCAGAUUUUGUCCGUGAAGGUCGUUUCGCUAAUUGGUUACGUGAUGCACGAGAUUGGGCUGUCUCGCGAAAUCGAUAUUGGGGUACACCGAUACCAAUUUGGGCUAGUGAUGAUUUCGAAGAGGUGAUUUGUGUUGGUUCCAUUGAAGAACUGAAGCAACUCUCUGGUGUAGAGGUGAAAGAUUUACACAAAGAAUUUGUUGAUCCAAUCACUAUACCAUCACCGACUGGACGUGGUGUAUUGCAUCGUAUUACUGAGGUAUUUGACUGUUGGUUCGAGUCCGGUUCUAUGCCGUAUGCUCAGAUUCAUUAUCCAUUUGAGAACAGAAAUGUUUUCGAUGAAGGUUUUCCAGCGGAUUUUAUUGCUGAAGGUAUUGAUCAAACAAGGGGGUGGUUCUACACUCUACUUGUACUGUCCACCGCGUUAUUCGAUCAACCACCAUUUCGUAAUCUAAUUGUAAAUGGAAUCGUCUUAGCUGCUGAUGGUCAAAAGAUGAGUAAACGGGCUAAAAAUUAUCCAGAUCCUGUUGAAGUGAUUAAAAAACACGGAGCUGAUCCUCUACGCUUAUAUCUUAUUAAUUCACCUGUUGUUCGUGCACAGAAUUUACGCUUCAAUGAAUCCGGUGUACACGAAGUUGUUAAAGAUGUAUUCCUUCCAUGGUGUAAUGCUUUACGCUUUUUAAUUGAGUCUUCCAUUAAUCCAUAUCAAAAAACAACUCAUCAGUCUUUCAUCGUGAAACCAGAUGAAUUCCCGGUGACAAAUAAUUUUAUGGAUCGUUGGAUUUUAUCAUUUACUCAAAGUCUUAUUCUCUUUGUGCAUGAAGAACUUGCAGGUUAUCGUUUGUACACAGUUGUGCCUCGUUUAGUCAAGUUUAUUGAUCAUCUCGUCAACUGGUAUGUUCGAAUGAAUCGUAAACGUUUGAAGGGAGAUGCUGUUGAAGAUCAAAAUGAUUGGAAGGCUGCUUUACACACCCUACUGAAAGUACUCUAUCAAAUGACCUGUUUAAUGUCACCAUUUACACCAUUUAUGACAGAGUUUAUUUACCAGUAUCUGAAAGGUUAUCUAGAUUAUACUGACAAUUUGAAAGAUCGUGCUUCUCUUUUACCUGGUUACUCACCUGAAACUGGUGCUCCAGACUCAGUCCACUAUCUACAAGCACCUGAACCAAAAGUUGAAUUAAUCUCAAAGGAAAUUGAAGAAAUUGUCUCCUGGAUGCAAUCAACUGUUGAGCUAGGUCGUAUCAUACGUACCCGAUGUAAUCUCCCACUGAAAGCACCAUUACGUGAAGCGAUAGUUAUUCAUUCUGAUCCAGGUGUUUUAAAACUUGUGAAGUCUGCACAAACUUAUAUUAUUGAAGAAUUGAAUGUUCGCCUGUUAACAACAACAAGUGAUAAACAUCGUUAUGGUGUUCAACUGCGUGGUGUAUUGAAUCAUAAAACACUGGGUGUACGCCUUAAGAACGAUUACAAAGCUGUUGUAAAUGCAGUGAAAGAAAUGUCAACUGAAGAAUUGGAAAAGUUUGUUCAAACUGGCCAUCUGACUGUUUGUGGACAUGAAUUAUCCGGUGAUGAUUUGUCAGUGGUGUAUACAACUGGUAGCGAUGCCAAUUCAUCGGCAACUGGUACAAAACGUAAAGCAGAACAGACUACUGGGAACAGUAGUAAUAAUACUAGUACUGCUAAUAAUAAUAAUAAUCAACAAAGCUUGUCAAAGUAUGAAACUGCAUCGGAUGCUAGAGGUCUCUUAGUGAUACUCGAUACAACGCCGGAUCCUGAACUAGAAAAUGAAAGGUUAGCGAGGGAACUUGUUAAUCGUAUACAAAGAACACGUAAAAAGGCUGAACUAGUUCCUGAAGAUCCAAUUGUCAUUGUAGCCGCCACUGAGAUAGACGCUUAUUACAAUAUUGCUGGCCCAAAUGGCAGUUAUGUUAAUUUCAUUCAAUCAACUAUUAAACAGCCUUUAGCUGUAAUGAAACAGAAUUUGGACAAGAGUAAUGCGAAUAACAGUGUGGAGAUUAUGAAACAUGCUAGUAGUGUUCUUCCGGAUGGUUGGCAAUUGGCUAAAGAAAUUAUACGCGAAACAGUAUCGAUUCCACCAGAUAAUAUCGAUCUUAUCCUGUUUUCAAGAAAGCAGUGUAACACCAACGACACCAACAGUACAUCGAAUGCUACUGUCGAACCGUUACAUGUUACUGUUGCCUUUAGUCAUAAUGACAGUGGUUCAAAGAAUAUUAAAGUUCAAUUGAGAGAUUCAAAUAAUCAUUGGUUUGUACAAAAUACUGACGAUUUAUUAAGAAAGGUGAAAUGUGUUCUUGGAUGGUCGAACAGUGUCAAUCUACAGUUGUAUACUUCCAAUCCUAAGAAUUCGACUGAUGUGACGAAGCGUCUUGUACAUCUACCGUGUAAUCAGUUACCUACUUUGCAUGGGACUACUCUGUAUGCUGCUCUAUCUUAA